CGCGAACAUUACCGUAAGCGAUGCGUCCCCAAGUUAAAGUAGAACUACAACGGCUACAAUCUGAAGGCGUAAUCAUGCCUGUACAACACUCGGGUUGGUGUAUCCCAAUUGUUCCUGUACUCAAACCCGACGGUACCAUUCGCAUCUGUGGAGACUAUAAGUUAACUGUCAAUCAAGCUGCUAAAGUGGAAAGGUAUCUUUUGCCACGCAUCGAAGAUUUGUACUCUACAUUAUCCGGUGGCCAAAAUUUUCUAACAUUGAUCUUACUCACGCAUAUUCUCAAUUGGAACUUGAUGUGGACUCACUCGAAUUCACCACCAUAAUUACAAGUCCUGGAC
This is a messenger RNA of Dicrocoelium dendriticum, 338 nucleotides long. NCBI's taxonomy places the organism in Eukaryota, Metazoa, Platyhelminthes, Trematoda, Plagiorchiida, Dicrocoeliidae. The record is from the annotation of a GenBank genome assembly.